This is a messenger RNA of Tripterygium wilfordii, 1527 nucleotides long. RefSeq lists its product as uncharacterized. The record is from RefSeq and is a predicted model, not a curated record. The coding region runs from base 312 to 1199 and encodes 295 amino acids. NCBI's taxonomy places the organism in Eukaryota, Viridiplantae, Streptophyta, Magnoliopsida, Celastrales, Celastraceae. The transcript has a single exon.
UGAGAGAGAUAAAGAGAGAACAUUUCAAAGGUUUCUGCUUCUCUGCAUCAAUCUUCUAAUUCUUUCCUUCUGAUAAUAGCAGGUUUUAAGGUGAGACUGUGAGACAGAGAACCCAUUUUAAGUAUGUAAAUGACUCUGUCAGGAAGCUAGAUUUCCUUUCUUUGCACUGCCUUCCAUAUUAUGAAUCUCAACUUUACAAGAUUGUUUAGGAGGAGAGUUACAGUACAAAAACCCUCAUUUUCUUUUCUUCCAAACAGAUCUCUCUCCCUCUCCCUUUCUUUUCUUCCUAGAAAAAAACCCAUCUGUUCAAAAUGAGGGACAUAGCUUCUUGUUUGAGUGAAAAUGCCAUAAAUGUUUCUCAUUCUUCUUGUUCUUCUUAUCCCAACAAUUCUUGUAUUUCUCCACGCCUAACCCCAUCUGUUCAGAAUUCUGUCACUUGUGUCUACAAAGUGAUUCUCUCCAAUCAGAAGAAACUUCUGAUCAAAGUCACUUGGUGCAAGAACCAGACCACUCAAGGCCUCACCAUAAAUUUCAACAAUGACAGUUCAACAUCUUUCAAGCUCAAUACAAAUUCGAGGCUAUUCAGGAAGAAGAAAGGCAGCAAAACAAUCGAAUCCGAUAAGAUCGAAGUCUUCUGGGAUCUUUCCAAUGCUAAAUAUGACACAGGACCUGAACCUGUUGAUGGGUUUUACUUACUUAUCAUGGUUGAUUCAGAGAUGGGCCUUAUUUUGGGUGAAGAAGCCAUGACCAAGAAGUUCAAAACCUGCAAUCCAGCAGCCAAAGUGAGUCUAAUUUCAAGGCAGGAGCAUUGUUCAGGCAACACUUUGUAUACAACCAAGGCUCAGUUCUGUGACACUGGAAUUCCACAUGACAUUUUGAUUAGAUGUAGUGGAGAGAAUGAAGGUCCAAAGCAUCCAGUUCUGUCUGUUUGCAUCGAUAAAAAGACGGUGAUUCGGGUUAAGAGGCUGCAGUGGAAUUUUAGGGGAAACCAGGCAAUCUUUGUUGAUGGGUUGCUGGUUGAUCUAAUGUGGGAUUUACAUGACUGGUUCUUCAAUCCUGUUUCAGGACCAUAUGCUGUGUUCAUGUUCAGGACAAGAAGUGGAUUGGAUAGCAGGCUUUGGAUGGAGGAGAAGUUGGUGCAGAGACACCAAGAGAGAGCUGAAUUCUCCUUAUUGAUCUAUGCCUGUAAGAGCCUUUAAAGAAACUGAUUGACUUAGAUUUUCAAUUCUUUUGAUCAUAUCGUGACAAGAAAAUAACUUGAAAUUUGAUUUCAUGGAUUAGUUUCUGACUUGCAGAAUUGAGAGUUGAAGAAAAUAUGGCAAUUUGGUUCUGAUUAACUAUUGUCCUUUCUUCCUUGUUCAAUUGGCUUUCUUGCUAAUUUUGUUGUAAGUAUCAAAUCAUUAAAAAGGGUUUUCAAAAACAAAUGGGGGAUUUUGAAGCACAUCAAUGGAGAUUUUGCUGAAAAGGCCACUAUGAGAUGUUGAAAGAUAUGAGUGGAGAGAGGGCUCUUAUCCAUAAAUUGACAGA